AUGGGAACACUAGUGGGACACGUGCUCCCAGGCACGUUAUUCCUCAUCUAUGCAAUAUGGCAGACGUUUUCUGUUACGUACCGCUUCCACAAAUCAAAGCAUACCAGGAACAAGUUCAGUACCACAGCUGCCUACAAUGAUUUCUCGUGGUGCUGCAAAGUACCGGUUGAAGCGAUUUUCAAAAUGGUUUCUGCCUCAAUCGGCAUAGCAGUUGAAAGUUAUGCAGCCACACCGGAUCUUUUCCACGAUCCCCAGAAUUCUCAGCACACGACCAUGUACGCGUUCUUCUUCCUCGCUGGGUUGAUCGAUUUAUUGAUUUCACUCGGCACUCCUGUACCCCCUGACGUGGAUUACCUGGCAAUGGCUCUCGCUUUCAGCACUGAGGCACUCCUGUUUGCUAGUCACACUCAUGGAAGAACUCCACUGGACAUAGAGGUUCAUCAAUUCCUCAACUAUACGUUGUUGGCCUGCGUUGCGUCAAUAAUUCUCGAGAUCAGCAGCACAAGAAGACGACUAAUAGUAGCUUUAACGAGGAUCUUCUUCAUCAUGUGGCACGGCGCCUGGUUCGUGGCCGUGGGCUUGAUCAUGUAUCCUCCAAAAAUCGAGGAAAAAUGGGACGAAGAAGCUCACAAAAAUCUGAUGAUUGCCACAGACAUGUUCGCAUUCACAGCCGGACUGGUUCUGGUUACCAUGCUCGGGAUCUACUGGGGAAUGAUGGCAGUGACUAAAUGCAGGGCGCCAUCGUGGAUUCUCGCAAAUGUCAAGCGUCGGUCGGAGACUGAAAGACUGGCUGUUAUUUCCCGUCAGCGUGACGCUCUACCUGCUGUCGAGGAUGACUCAGAUUCAGAAGACAUUCUGUGAUCAGAGCUCUGUUCUUGGCAGCAGUUGAGCUACACGUAAUGUCAAAAGAAGAUCAUCGAGAAUUUCUUUCCAAUAUGGGAGAAAUAAUCCCUUUGUACCGAACAGUUGCCGCGUAUUACGUACACAUAUUGCAGUCGCAUUAAAAACGCACCAAGAAAAUGUUGAAAAUAA
Notodromas monacha is the source of this 1032-nucleotide messenger RNA. Lineage: Eukaryota; Metazoa; Arthropoda; Ostracoda; Podocopida; Cyprididae. The record is from the annotation of a GenBank genome assembly.